Chironomus riparius is the source of this 1328-nucleotide messenger RNA. Lineage: Eukaryota; Metazoa; Arthropoda; Insecta; Diptera; Chironomidae. The record is from the annotation of a GenBank genome assembly.
AUUCGGCUCUCAAUUGUCAACAUUUAAAGACGUAAUCUCGAUUGUGCACAAAACAAAUUUCAAAAAAAUCAAAAAAUUUGCAAACAAAAUUAAAAAUGUGGAAAGUUCAGCCAACAGAAUUCCUUAAAAGAACUUUAAAUCCAAUCAGAAUCUUAUGGGAAACGAAUCAACCAAAAGGAAAUCCAGAGAUUCCAAACAUUUACUUGCAAUUAGGAGAUCCAACAAUUUAUGGGAAUUUCCUUCCACACUCAAACUGUGCAAAAGCAAUUUCUUAUGCAGUUUUACAUGACAAAUUUUCUUAUCUAGAAAGUUCCGGACUUAAGGAAGCUAGAGAAGCUGUUGCUGAAUAUUGCAAGCAUAUGGGAAAUGUCACAGCGGAUGAUGUCUUUUUAACAACUGGAUGCUCAAUGGCUAUCGAGACUGCAUGUCGUGCACUUGCUAAUCCUGGUGAAAAUAUUUUGACUCCAGAAAUCAGUUGGAACUAUACGACAUGGAUGAACGGUGUUGGAAUUGAAGCUAGAGGUUACAGUUUGCUUCCUGAAAAGGAAUGGGAGAUUGAUUUGGAUCAUUUAGAGAGUUUGAUUGAUGAUAAAACACGUGCGAUUGUCGUUAAUUCUCCAGGGAAUCCUUGUGGAAAUGUGCACAGCAAGAAGCACAUUCUUGAAAUCAUUGCUCUUGCUGAAAGGAAUAAACUCGUUAUUAUAUCUGAUGAAAUUUAUGAAUUUUUUACGAUGCCUAAUGUUGAAUAUCAUUCAUUCGCUGAAUUGUCAGAAAAUGUUCCUGUUUUGGUUUGUUCUGGAUUGACAAAAAGAUUUCUGAUACCAGGCGCGAGAUGUGAUUGGCUUGUUGUCAAUGACCGAGGAAAUAAGCUUGAAAAUUUACGGACAGGAUUUCGUAAUGCCGCUGGUCGAAAUUUCUUUCCUAAUAGUAGCUUGCAGUAUGCAUUACCCAGUAUAUUGAGGGACACUCCGCAAUCAUUUUUCGAUGAGAACAACCAGAAAAUUUAUAAAAACGCACAAAUUGUUUUCAACAAGCUUAAAUCUGUGAAAGGACUAAAGUCAUCAAUACCAAAGGGCUCGUUCUACAUGCUCAUUGGGAUAGAUUUGAACAAAUUUCCAAAAAUAGAGACAAGCUUGCAGUUUAUGCAGAUGCUCGCAGAUGAACAAAGCGUUUUUGUGCUUCCAUCUGAAUGCUUCAAUUAUCAAGGAUUUAUUAGAAUCGUAUUAACAGCUACUGAGGAGAUGCUUGCUGAAGCUAGUGACCGAAUUAAAAAGUUUUGUGAAUGUUAUUAUGAAUAUUAAAAAAUAAUUGUUUUAGAACUUGAAAAA